This is a messenger RNA of Malus domestica (apple), 513 nucleotides long. RefSeq names its product auxin-responsive protein IAA8-like. NCBI's taxonomy places the organism in Eukaryota, Viridiplantae, Streptophyta, Magnoliopsida, Rosales, Rosaceae. The record is from RefSeq and is a predicted model, not a curated record. Gene Ontology annotation, biological process: regulation of DNA-templated transcription. Gene Ontology annotation, molecular function: protein binding. Gene Ontology annotation, cellular component: nucleus.
AUGGAUAGCGUCAGAUCAGGGCUCUACGACGCUCCCUUCAUAACUCGCCCCGCCGCUGUGAAAUCAAAUAUGCUGGGUCUACUGCCCCUGCUGCAAAGGCACAGGUUGCAGAAUGGCCACCAAUUCGUUCCUUCCAAAAAAAAUUCAAUGGUUUCCGUUCCUUCGAAAAAUGAUGAUGAUACUGAAGGCAAGAUGGGAGCAUGGUGUCUAUAUGUUAAGGUCAGCAUGGAUGGUGCACCGUACUUGAGGAAAGUUGAUCUGAAAACCUACGGUAGCUAUCUGGAGUUAUCUCUAGCUAUGGAAAAGAUGUUCAGCUGCUUUACAAUCGGCCAUUGUGGCUCACAUGGAGAUUCGAGAGACGGAUUGAGCGAGAGUCGAUUGGAUCUUCCACAUGGUGCUGAAUAUGUCCUCACCUAUGAAGACAAAGAUGGCGAUUGGAUGCUAGUUGGUGAUGUUCCCAGGGAAAUGUUUACCGACUCAUGUAAGAGGAUGAGGAUCAACUUGGCACGAUGA